CCUUAAACGUCACUUCCUGUGCGCUGCUCAUUUUGACCUAGCUCCCCUCGCCCAGCAAGGUUAGCCAGCCCAGCGGCGGCCGAAUGAAGUCAAGUCAACCGGUGUUUUGUCCUCUCUGCCCCUUCCAGACCUCGGAGAACCGACCCAGAGUCGCUCGCUGCUUCGCUUGACCUGAUCGACGUGCCCGCUCGACAUGUACUCUUGCGCCAAGUUCGUCUCCACGCCCUCGCUCGUCCGUGCAGGGUCUCGGGCUUUGUGCAGACCUCUCUCAGCAGCGGUUGUGACAGGACCAGAUGCCAGGAGAGUGGAGGGUACUUCAGUCCUGCUGCCACAAAGUAUUGUGGCAUCCCAGCAGCAAAUGGUACUGCGGGGAUUCCAGACGAGUGCUGUGAGCCGUGACAUUGACACUGCUGCCAAAUUCAUUGGCGCAGGUGCCGCCACUGUAGGAGUGGCUGGAUCAGGAGCCGGCAUUGGAACAGUGUUCGGUAGCCUUAUCAUUGGAUAUGCCAGGAACCCAUCACUGAAGCAGCAGCUGUUCUCCUAUGCCAUCUUGGGAUUUGCUCUGUCUGAAGCCAUGGGUCUCUUUUGUCUUAUGGUUGCUUUCCUCAUUCUGUUCGCCAUGUAACGGGUUUGAUGUUUAGUUGUUCAGAAGUGCAAAACAAUGUUCAACAAAGCUGACAGUUUGCAGUUCCCAUGAAAGGCUGACUGGGAUGCUGAUUCUCUGUAAUGGGUAUUUCUUAGGCGAUUGUGAACCCACUGAUGUGACUGUAUGAAACUUUAUCGGCAAACUGUUCAUUAUGUUAUUAACGGUGGUUUGGGUAUGGCAUCUUAUACCUCUUAGAACAUUUUGUUCACAAUGAGGGCAGGGAACCAGUAACAAUCAAAAUAAAAUAAAUUAAUUCAUACAUCUGA
Messenger RNA from Lampris incognitus (smalleye Pacific opah), 912 nucleotides. Its product is annotated as ATP synthase F(0) complex subunit C3, mitochondrial-like. NCBI's taxonomy places the organism in Eukaryota, Metazoa, Chordata, Actinopteri, Lampriformes, Lampridae. Gene Ontology annotation, biological process: proton motive force-driven ATP synthesis; proton transmembrane transport. The transcript has 4 exons. Gene Ontology annotation, molecular function: proton transmembrane transporter activity. The record is from RefSeq and is a predicted model, not a curated record. The coding region runs from base 194 to 625 and encodes 143 amino acids.